AUGAUAAAGUCAGAAUUGGCUUUCCAUAACAUUAAAUUAUAUCCAUAUGAUAGUGAUGAACUUGAUGAUAAGGAGAAAGCACUCAAUGAACGUAUCAAGGUCGUGUUAAGUCGUAAGAAAGAAUUGUUGACCUUAGAACUUGAUAGUGAUGUAAUUCAUACAUUCUUGUCAAAAUUUCCACAAAACAUCGAUAUUGAUGAUUUGAUUUCAAAAACACACACCAUGUAUCAAAAAUUCCCCCCAGAGAAAUUACAAACAUUGGCUAAUUCGGGUUUAGACCAAACAUCUUGCAUAAAUUUAUAUAACGAACACUGGCUAACAUUAAAAUCCGGAGAAAAAAUCGACUAUGCUGUUAUAAAUGAAAUUUUAUCAAUGCCGCCCUCAGCAAGAAAACCAAUAACACUUCCAAAAAAUGACAGUCAUUUCACUAAAAGAAUCGAAUAUUUGGAGGAAGUUUGGAAAACUAUUGAAUUAGGAGGAAUUGAAAAAUCCUCAAAAGGCACACAGGAUUGUUUAUCUAGGGAAUUAUUUGAUAUAGAGAAUAAACUGGAUGAAAUUGAAAGAAAGAAAAAAAAAGCUAGAGGCCCAAAUUGCUGA
Messenger RNA from Entrophospora sp. SA101, 597 nucleotides. The record is from the annotation of a GenBank genome assembly. Lineage: Eukaryota; Fungi; Glomeromycota; Glomeromycetes; Entrophosporales; Entrophosporaceae.